Messenger RNA from Cyprinodon tularosa, 2181 nucleotides. RefSeq lists its product as uncharacterized. Lineage: Eukaryota; Metazoa; Chordata; Actinopteri; Cyprinodontiformes; Cyprinodontidae. The record is from RefSeq and is a predicted model, not a curated record. Bases 544 to 2073 code for a protein of 509 amino acids. The transcript has 2 exons.
UUUAAGGCAUUUUGUUAAAUAGAUAAGUUCAUGGGUUAAAGAAAUAAUAUUAAAAAAUGUUUUAAUGCUGCUAAAAGUGAUUAGAAGUUGAAUAGAUGUAUAAUUCAUAGUUUAUUUACGUUUUUAUAGAAAAAUAUUAUCGGUAAAAUCUACUUCCGGUUUGUGGUGACGCACUUCCGGUUCCGGGUUUCGCUAGGAAACAGAGAGGUCCAUGUGCUGCAAACGGUAUGGAAAUGUGAAAUCUGAUGCCAUCCACGCUGAAUUAUCAGACAGGAAUGCCGUAAGUUGCAUUAUGUUGUUGUUUAUGCUGAAAUGUCACUUUAUUCAGUUUGAUGGACUUUUAAUUUGUAUGCAACGACUCUAUGUAUAGAGAUUGAGUUUAUUUUCUGUUAUUACAGUUUUCACCGCAUUUCGAUGAAGGCAAUAAACACGCUUGAAUCGCACCUGGGUCUUCAUUAGCGGUUUAACUCGGUGUCACCAACAUCUUCGAGGUUGAAAACACUACAGUGAAAAGGCACCAUUCGAUUAUUCAUCGCGGUCAAAAUGGCUACCAGCAACAAGUCUGCACGCAGCUUCAGGACCGGCCACUCGUCUGGAUCAGCAGCAAGCGCUGCCCACGCUCGAGCUAAAGCAGAAGCUGCUAAGGUUAGAGCUCUCUAUGCAAGUAAAGAAGCACAAUUGAAAGUGGAAAAAGCACGAAGUGAUCUGGAAAAGGCUAAAAUAGAUGCAGAAUUGGAAAUGUUAACGUUGCAAAGAGAAGCCGAUGCUGCAGUAGCUGAGGCACAAGUGCUAGAAGAAGCUGAGGCAAUACAAGAGGAGCCAGAGAGCAGGAAAUCAUCUGAAAAAGUCAAAUUAGAACGUACAAGCGAAUAUGUGCGAUCUCAAAGGGACAUUGAACAAUCACAGUCUGCUCCAGAAAUACCGACCACCUCGCGCCCACAAGUAAGCUCACCCAACACCUUUGUAACAUGGCAUCCCCCAGAAGAAGGCAAUUUAGAGCCGCCACCCAUUAGUUCUGAACCCAAGCUUACUAAGGACAAUGUUGCUGCCUUGACUAAUCACAGCAUGCCCAGCCAGUUUAGAAGUGAAACCAAAUUCAAAUUAGAGAAACCAAAUACCUCUCUCAACCCAUUCAGCUCCCCAUUCACGCCUCACUAUAACGCACCGGCCAGUAUCUCACAUCCAGCUGAGCCAUUUGCCCAGUAUAUGGCACGCCGAGAUCUCAUCACUUCAGGCCUUUACCAAUUUGACGAUAGGCCAGAGAAUUUCAGAGCAUGGUGCUCUUCAUUUACUAGUGCCACAGCUGAGGUUCAAAUCAGUCCCAUUCAAGAGCUGGAUCUCAUGACAAAAUGGUUGGGAAAGGAGUCAAGUGACCAGGUAAAACGCAUACGCUCAGUAUACGUCAACAACCCCACAUUAGCCUUGAGCAAAGCAUGGGAGAGACUAAACGAAUGUUAUGCAGCACCCGGAAUAAUCGAAAAGUCACUUUUCCAGCGAUUGGACAGUUUUCCCAAAAUUACAGUCAAAGAUCAUGUCAAACUCCGUGAGCUAGGGGAUCUCUUGCAAGAGAUUCAAGGCGCCAAGGAAGACGGAUAUCUCCCUGGCCUACUGUAUCUGGACACUUCUCGCGGAAUCGGACCAGUCGUAGACAAACUUCCAUUCGGACUUCAGGAGAAGUGGAUGUCACACGGCUCUCAGUACAAGGAGGAAAAUAAUGGCUGUUUCCCACCUUUUGACUAUUUCUGUAAAUUCAUAAGCAAAGAGGCAAAGAAACGCAACGAUCCUAGUUUCAACCAACAAAACAGCCAAACACAUUAUAAACCAGAAAAACCUUACUUAAAGAACUUUAAUACAAGUAACACAAGUAGACCAAUAACUGUGCACAAAACCGAUGUUUCACCCCCCAACAAGGACAUCAACAGGAACUGCCCGCUGCAUAACAAGCCACAUCCGCUCAAAAAAUGCAGAACGUUUAGGAACAAACUGCUGGACGAGAGAAAGGCCUUCCUCAAAGAGAAAGGAAUAUGCUUCAAAUGCUGCUCUUCAGACACUCAUCUUGCUAAGGACUGCUAACGAGGCUCCUCCACCUGCACAAGAGAAUGGCGGGGAGGGAGAAAACAGUCCCGACACAGUCAACGUCACAACAAGCUGCACAGACGUGUGUGGUCCAGGUCAGUGGGG